Messenger RNA from Eimeria tenella, 321 nucleotides. RefSeq lists its product as uncharacterized. The transcript has a single exon. The record is from RefSeq and is a predicted model, not a curated record. The coding region runs from base 1 to 321 and encodes 106 amino acids. Lineage: Eukaryota; Apicomplexa; Conoidasida; Eucoccidiorida; Eimeriidae.
AUGGGGGCCCCUGUGGGGGGCCCCUCGGCAUCAUCCAACCCCAAAGGAUCGGAUUUGUCCCCAAGGCUCAGCAUGUUGGUGGUGAGGAGGCCCCCCAGAACUGCAAGGGCCAGGGCUGAGAUAGCAGCAAGGCCUACGCCUGCAGCGAAGCUGCGGCUGCGGCGGGGUGCUGCUGCUGCUGCUUCCGCUUCUGCUGCUGCUGCUGCUGCAGUGUCCACAGAGGAGACCACCGUGGCCUCCUCAGCCGCCAGCUGCGACGCGUCGCCAGCUGCUGCUGCACCCUCAGGCCCCUGCUCUGCUGCUGCUGCAUCCGCAGCGUAG